This is a messenger RNA of Meloidogyne enterolobii, 168 nucleotides long. NCBI's taxonomy places the organism in Eukaryota, Metazoa, Nematoda, Chromadorea, Rhabditida, Meloidogynidae. The record is from the annotation of a GenBank genome assembly.
AUGGAUACUGAGUUGAAAAAGGCUAAAUUGGAAUAUUUUCGAAUUCAGACUAUUUUGGCUGAAGAACAAAUUUCCAACCUUAAAAUUCAACGUAAAGUAUUGGAAUUGGAAUAUGAAGAGAAGGCGGAAAACAAAAGGAAGAAGGAACGCGUGGCUUAUUGUUAUUAA